Capra hircus (goat) is the source of this 1285-nucleotide messenger RNA. RefSeq names its product mitochondrial ribosomal protein L34 (gene MRPL34). The transcript is spliced from 2 exons. Gene Ontology annotation, cellular component: ribosome; mitochondrial large ribosomal subunit. The coding region runs from base 262 to 552 and encodes 96 amino acids. NCBI's taxonomy places the organism in Eukaryota, Metazoa, Chordata, Mammalia, Artiodactyla, Bovidae. Gene Ontology annotation, molecular function: structural constituent of ribosome. The record is from RefSeq and is a predicted model, not a curated record. Gene Ontology annotation, biological process: translation.
CUCAGGGAAAUAAUGUUUUGUAGGCAAGCGCAUGCGGAGAAGGCGCCGUUCGCGUGCCGCCUGCUGGUCCAGAAGAACUACACUCUCCUGCGGGCAAUGCGCAACGCCAGAGGUGCGGUGAGUCUACGUAGGACUACAAUGCCCAAGGAAAUGUGGGCUCUGCUGUAGAAGAAACUACAUUUCCCAGAAGCCCUCGUUCCGCAGCUGCGGAGCCUAUAGGCUGCGGAAUAGCUGGAAACUGACGGCGUGCUGCGGCUGAACAUGGCUUUCUCGGUCGGAUCCGUGGGUUGCCUGUUGGGCCCCGUCAGUAGGUCAGCGGGGCUGCUGGGUGGCAGGUGGCUCCAGGGUCCCCGGGCCUGGCUGGGGCUCCCCGACACCCGAAGACUCCCCGCCAUGCAGCAGACCAGGGGCAGGACGCGCGGGAACGAGUAUCAGCCAAGCAACAUCAAACGCAAGCAUAAGCAUGGCUGGAUCCGGCGCUUGAGCACGCCAAACGGUGUCCAGGUCAUUCUUCGCCGCAUGCACAAGGGUCGAAAAUCGUUGAGCCAUUGAGGAGCGCGACGUGGCGGCUGGAUCUCCCCGUUAAAGCAUUUCCCUCGCUUAGCCUGCGGCCGUUUUUGUGGAGAGCUGAGGAGCAAAGAGUCGGACACGACUGAGCGACUGAAUUGAACUGGGGAGCAGGGACUGCUGGGACAGACAUGAAUCCUCCUGUAGAUUUCUGGAAGAGGGAAUGGGAAGUCAGACCUUGCCAGAGUGCCUUUUUACACUCUUGAAUUAGGAAGACUUUGGAGCAAUAGUCCACAGAUGGUACAGUGAACACUUUUGUAGCCCAGUACAUAGCUGUAUUCACAACUUGUCCUGCCUUCUCCUGUGAGGCAGAUCUAAAUAUUUCAGAACGCACCUCUCUAAAAUAAGGUUCCGUUAAUACAUAUUAACAAAACUUUUCACAGAUUUAAAAAAAAAAGUCAACAAUUCCUUUAUGUUGUUAAAAGUCUAAUAAAUGUCCAAAUUUUCACUUGUCUUAUAAAAUGUCAUAAUUCUCACAAGUUCUAGGAAGGCUUGUGAGCGGUGGGAGGGGUUUGAACCCUCCACCUGCCCCUUGGGGAUGGGCACUGUGAUCUGGAGCAAGACAGCCCUCUGAGGUUCUUUUGGUUCCUGUAAAAAGGGACUUCCCUGGCAGUCCAAGUGGUUAAGAUUCUCCACUUUCCCAACUGCACGGGGGCAGGUUCAAUCCUGUAUGCUGUGUGGUGCGGCCAAAAAUAAAGUAGAUUCGUCCUUAAAAUGA